This is a messenger RNA of Aspergillus clavatus NRRL 1, 2043 nucleotides long. Its product is annotated as sodium:solute symporter family protein. Gene Ontology annotation, cellular component: plasma membrane. Lineage: Eukaryota; Fungi; Ascomycota; Eurotiomycetes; Eurotiales; Aspergillaceae. Gene Ontology annotation, biological process: urea transmembrane transport. Gene Ontology annotation, molecular function: urea transmembrane transporter activity. Bases 1 to 2043 code for a protein of 680 amino acids. The record is from RefSeq and is a predicted model, not a curated record. The transcript has 2 exons.
AUGACAGAACUACAAGUUCUUCCCCCCGGCGCCGGCUAUGGCAUCGUCAUCGGCAUCGGCGGCGUCUUCGCCCUCUUCAUGCUCGGCCUCACCUGGCUGCAAAACCGUUACACAGCCUUCUCUACCCACCAGUCCGAAGAGUUCAACACAGCCUCUCGCUCUAUCAAACCUGGCCUGAUCUCCGCCGGCAUCGUCUCCUCCUGGACCUGGUCCGCUACGCUCCUCACCAGCUCCACCUUCGCAUACACGUACGGCGUCUGCGGCCCCAUGUGGUACGGCGCCGUGGGCACCCUCCAGAUCCUCCUGUUCAGUCUCAUCGCCAUCAAGAUCAAAGCCCAUGCCCCCGGCGCACACACCAUGCCCGAGAUCGUGCGCGCCCGCCACGGCACCGCCGCACACCUGACGUACCUCUACAACGGCCUCGCGACGAACAUGCUCGUCGGCGCGUGUCUGGUGCUCGGCGGAGCGCAGGUCGUCGCGGCCAUGACGGGCAUGAACGUCUACGCGGCUACGUUCUUGAUCCCCGCCGUGGUGGUGGCGUACGUGAUUGCCGGUGGGCUGCGGUCGACCUUCAUCGCGGACUACACGCACACGGUGAUUCUGCUCGUGGCCAUCCUGGUGUUUGGGCUCAGCGUCGCGGCGUCGAGUGACUUGGUCGGGAGUCCGCGGAAGCUGUAUGAGUUGCUGCAGCAGGCGUCGCGGGAGAUGCCGAUUGAGCGCAACACGGAGGGGUCGUACCUCGCCUUCCGCUCCGUUGGGGGGCUGAUCUUCGCGGUGGAUAUCUUCGUUGCCGGGUUUACAACGGUCUGGCUGGAUCAGGCGUACUGGCAGCGGGCCAUUGCCUCGCGGCCUGAGACGUCGGUUAAGGCGUAUCUUCUGGGGGGUAUUGCGUGGUAUGGAAUCCCCUUCGGCUUCGCAACAGCCAUGGGCCUCGGCUGCGCAGCACUCACCAACAACCCAGCCUUUCCGACAUACCCGCACCCGCUAUCCCCGGAACAAGUCGCAGCCGGUCUGUCGGCGCCCGCCACGGCCAUCACGCUGCUUGGGAAAGGCGGCGCCGUUCUCAUGCUCAUCCUUCUCUUCAUGGCCGUCACGAGCUCCACCUCCGCCGAGCUCAUCGCCGUGUCCUCCCUGCUCACCUUCGACGUCUACAAGACGUAUUUCCGCCCGCACACGGACUCAGCCACUCUCGUGCGCGUCAGCCACUGGGCUAUCGUGCUGUACGCCGUGCUCCUCGCGGCUUUCUGCAGCGUGCUCAACGCCGUGGGACUCAGUCUGACGUGGGUACUGACCGUGCUCGGGGUGAUCGUCGGCGGGGCAGCGAUGCCGGCGGGUCUGGUCCUGCUCUGGGGCCGGAUGUCGACAGUUGCUGCGGUCGUGGCGCCGUGGAUCGGGUUUGUCUGUGGCGUAGUGGUGUGGUUCGUCACGUCGUCUUUGCGCUCGGGGGCGAUUAACGUCGAGACGACGGGGGACGUGACGAAUGCGAUGGCGGGGAAUCUGGCCUCGUUCGGUACCGGUGCCAUCUCCGCUGUGGUGCUGAGCCUGAUCUUCCCGAAGAAGUCCCCGUCGGCCGAGGCGGCCGAGGUGUUUCCACGGGUGGACGGGGCGGUGGUGGUGGUGGUGAACCCGCCGGAGAGCGAGACGUCGUCGCGGAAGGACGACGAGGACCAGAAAGAGGUACCGCAUCCUGCAGCGCACGAGGCGACGCAGGCCGCCGAGUCUGGCAACAUCGAGCUCAUGGAUCCUAAGGUGGUGCGCAAGGCGGAGCGCUUGGCGCAGGGGGCGAAUCUCGUCUUCAUCCUCGUCGCCGUGGUCCUGGUGCCCUUCACUCUCUUCGGGUCAAGUUAUGUGUACAGCGAGCGUUUUUUCACCGGCUGGGUGGUUGUCUCGCUCGUCUGGAUCUGGGCCAGUGUGAUCAUCUGCGUGGUGUGGCCGGUAGUGGAGAGUGCUGGGGCACUCGGCAACAUCUCAGGAGGACUGUGGAUGGAUAUGAGGGCGUUGAUGGGGGUACGGAAAAAGAAUCUACAACAGGGCCCUGCUUAG